GACAACGCUGCGGAAGUGUAGGUGGCGGGGCGCGAUGGCGCGUGCGGCCCAGGUGAGCGUGGGGCGAGGGCGCGAGCUCCGUUCUCCCGGCCUCGGGCGCUCCGCCGCCCUCGCUGCGCAGGCCCGCGCCCGCCGCGCGCCCAUUGUGAGGUCAGGCGGCGGCGCGUCCGGCCGGGCCGAGACCCGGGAGCGGCCGCCGCGGCCAGUAGCUGCCGCCGCCUCCGCCGGCCCCUUCACCGGCUGCCCGGGUCAGACCUAGCCGGGAAGGGCGAGGGGGGAUGCCGCUGGGGGCACCGCUGCGGUGCCGCUCCCCGUGAAGGGCCGAUCUCCCACCUCGCAGCCCCCCGCGGCAGCCAAGACCGCCGCCGCCCAGACCUCCCGGGGUAAAAGCUCUGCGAGGGCCGGGCUUGGACCCUCCCGGGGACUGAGUUCUGUGGCCUGCCCGCCAGAAGUGAGCUGUUUGACAGAAACCUGAGAGCGUGGGAAAUGCUCUAAGCGCACAUACCGGGAGGCGAGUGACCGAGUUAAUCGCAGUCGGCAGGUUUGGGCGGCGGGUAUUUGAAGUCAGGUGCUUGUGAAACUGAACACAGAAGUAUGGAUAUGGGAAACCAACACCCCUCCAUUAGUAGGCUUCAGGAGAUCCAGCGGGAAGUAAAGGCUAUAGAGCCGCAAGUGGUCGGCUUCAGCGGCCUGUCGGAUGACAAGAACUACAAGAGGCUGGAGAGGAUUCUGACCAAACAACUUUUUGAAAUUGACUCUGUGGAUACGGAAGGAAAAGGAGAUAUCCAGCAAGCUAGGAAGCGGGCGGCACAGGAGACAGAACGUCUCCUCAAGGAGUUGGAGCAGAAUGCCAACCACCCACACCGCAUCGAAAUCCAGAAUAUCUUUAAGGAGGCUCAGGCCCUUGUGAAAGACAAGAUUGUGCCCUUUUACAGCGGAGGCAACUGUGUGACUGACGAGUUUGAGGAAGGCAUCCAGGACAUCAUUCUGAGGCUGACGCACGUGAAGACCGGAGGGAAGGUCUCCUUGCGGAAAGCCAGGUACCGCACGCUCACCAAGAUCUGCGCGGUACAGGAGGUUAUUGAGGACUGUAUGAAGAAGCAGCCGUCCCUGCCACUGUCUGAGGAUGUGCAUCCUUCAGUGGCCAAAAUCAACUCUGUCAUGUGCGAGGUGAACAAGGCCAGAGGGACGCUGAUCGCACUUCUGAUGGGCGUGGACAGUUCCGAGACUUGCAGGCACUUAUCCUGCGUGCUGUCAGGACUGAUUGCUGACUUAGAUGCUCUAGAUGUGUGUGGGCGUACAGAGAUCAGAAAUUAUCGGAGGGAGGUGGUGGAAGAUAUCAACAAAUUACUGAAAUACCUAGACUUAGAAGAGGAAGCUGACAGUACACAUGCAUUUGACCUGGGACAGAACCAUUCCAUUAUAAAAAUAGAAAAUGUUCUCAAGAGGAUGAGAGAGAUAAAAAAUGAACUUCUCCAGGCGCAGAGCCCUCCUGAGUUGUACCUGAGGGCCAAGACAGAGCUGCAGGGCUUGAUCGGACAGCUGGAUGAAGUGAGUCUGGAGAAAAACCCCUGCAUCCGGGAGGCCAGGAGGAGGGCGGUGAUUGAGGUGCAGAUCCUGAUCACGUACCUGGACCUGAAGGAAGCCCUCGAGAAGAGGAAGCUGUUCCCAUGUGAGGAGCACCCCCCACACAAGGCCGUGUGGGAGAUCCUUGGGAACCUGUCUGAGAUCCUGGGCGAAGUCCUUUCAUUUGGUGGAAACCGAACUGAUAAGAACUACAUCCGUCUGGAGGAGCUACUGACCAAACAGUUGCUGGCUCUGGAUGCCGUUGACCCACAGGGAGAAGAGAAGUGUAAGGCUGCCAGGAAACAGGCUGUGAAACUGGCCCAGAACAUCCUCAGCUACCUGGACAUGAAGUCGGACGAGUGGGAGUAUUGAUGGGCCAGGAGCUGAUCUCGCUGGUUCGCACCUCAUCUCCUUUAGAGAGCUCUCAGCUCAUGGAGCCUAAAUGUAAUUUCUAUGUGCAUAGUCAAUCUCAGUAUUUAUGAUUUAAUCAAAUUAUAUUCAGUAUUUCUGCUGCUUUUGAUGUUGCAAACGAAUAUCAUUAUAGCACAUUACCUUUUCCAUCUGGCUCAUUAUCCUUACAAUGUGUGGUUUGUGUUUAUUUUGUGUGUUUUUAAUGGGAACACGAAAAAGGCAGCAUUCCUAAGUUUUAAAUGGGUUGUGCAAGCAUUAGAUGCAGAAUUUGAGAGUCUAGAAACAGAUUAGACUUUUCUAACUCUAGCCUAAUUUUUAACUCUAGCCUAAUUAAGAGGAGGAGGAGGGAAUUCCAGGGUUGAAUAAAAUCCAAGCAUAGAAAGAGACGCUUUAUUAUGCUAAACAGUGCUGGGACUUUUUAAAGUUACAAGGCCUAAUGGGUCCUGCCCAGUUUUAAUGGGGUGGGGUUUUUGUUUGGAUGGUCUGUUUUAUCAUAAACAUUUUUGCUU
Molecule: messenger RNA, 2486 nt
Organism: Mus musculus (house mouse)
Lineage: Eukaryota; Metazoa; Chordata; Mammalia; Rodentia; Muridae
Gene: Bag5
Product: BCL2-associated athanogene 5
Exons: 2
Coding region: 595-1938 (447 amino acids)
Biological process (GO): regulation of inclusion body assembly; protein stabilization; negative regulation of proteasomal ubiquitin-dependent protein catabolic process
Cellular component (GO): cytosol; inclusion body; perinuclear region of cytoplasm
Molecular function (GO): protein-folding chaperone binding; ubiquitin protein ligase binding; protein kinase binding
Source: RefSeq, a predicted model, not a curated record